UGAGGCGGAGGCAGGGGACUUGCAGCGCGCGCGGCUCCGCGAGUGUGUCUCCUGUGCGCCGAGAGGCGGGGGGAGGAGGAGGAGGAGGGGGAGAAUGCCCGGAGCUGCCGCCGCUGCCGCCGCGAUGCUCCCGGCUCAGGAGGCUGCCAAGCUGUAUCACACCAACUAUGUGCGGAACUCACGGGCCAUCGGCGUGCUGUGGGCCAUCUUCACCAUUUGCUUUGCCAUCGUCAACGUGGUGUGCUUCAUCCAACCCUACUGGAUCGGCGACGGCGUGGACACCCCGCAAGCUGGCUAUUUCGGGCUCUUCCACUACUGCAUCGGCAACGGCUUCUCCCGGGAGCUGACCUGCAGGGGCAGCUUCACGGACUUCUCCACGCUGCCCUCGGGCGCCUUCAAAGCCGCCUCCUUCUUCAUCGGGCUCUCCAUGAUGCUCAUCAUCGCCUGCAUCAUCUGCUUUACCCUCUUUUUCUUCUGCAACACGGCCACCGUGUACAAGAUCUGUGCCUGGAUGCAGCUCACCUCCGCUGGUUGCCUUGUGCUUGGCUGUAUGAUUUUCCCUGAUGGCUGGGAUUCAGAUGAAGUAAAACGAAUGUGUGGAGAAAAGACAGACAAGUACACUCUUGGGGCUUGUUCAGUCCGCUGGGCAUACAUCCUGGCAAUUAUUGGAAUCUUGGAUGCCCUGAUCCUCUCGUUUCUAGCAUUCGUGCUUGGUAACCGACAAGACAGCUUGAUGGCAGAGGAACUGAAGGCAGAAAACAAAGUUCUGCUAAGCCAAUAUUCUCUAGAAUGAGCACAAAACAAAUCGAACAACAGCUAAACAAAUUGAAUAACAGCUUUUGUACAUCAACAUCAAGAAGGAAGACACUUGGGAGAAGUCAGAAUACAGAGAUGAAUAUGGACGAGAGUGAAACAUCCACUUGUCAAAGCACUUCCUAAAUCUAGAUUGGCAGAGAUGGGAGUGAUUUUUCUGGAAAGAGAUGCAAUUGUGGAUUAAACACCAGCUCAUUGGAAACUGUCAUUGAAUAAGAUCAGAUAACAUUCACUGAGAUAUCACAUUCAGGAAAUAUUUUAAGGAAGAGAAAUAUAAAUAUGCUAGAAUUAACAUGUAAAAUACAUAUGUACUGAAGUUUGUAAACUGUCCUUUUUUAAUUAAACUGAAACAAAAAGCUUUAAUCUUUCAACAUUUAAAAAAGGCAGUCAGUUCUAAAUUAUUCCUGUCUCAAUAGCCAAGAGGCUGAUCAAGCAACAUUUAUUAAGGAAGCGUCUUAGGAAAUGCCUCUGAAUGUUUUCAUAGGAGACAUGACUUUUGAUUCUCCAUCUCUGCCGUUCAUUUAUUUCACUGUGUCAUUAGUUAAAACCUCUCCGUUAUUAAGAGAUGUAAAGCUUCAGACUUUUCACCAAGUCUGUGUUCAGUUUAAUCUGUUUGUACAAGUUAUUACUGAGAAAGUGUUUCUGACAUAUAUUAUUACUCCAUCAAGCUGUAUAUUACAGGAAGUACAUCUUUACAUCAUAGGUUCCCAAGCAAUAUAGAUUUCCCUAUCUUUCAGGAAACAGCAUCAAGGAACUCUGAAAAAUACAGAAAGCUCAUUUUCACCUUGGAUGCUCACAUGUAAUAUAUAGGCUGCUAUCAAAUAAACACUUUUUUCUAAUACUCCCUAGUAUAUGCAUAGGAAUUUAAUAUACUUUAUAAAUAGGUAUCUAAAAUAUCUCUGAUUUUUUUUUUCUAUUUCUUUGCCAUACAUGUCAUCAGAAAUGCAUAUCCUCUAUUUUCCUUACUGACAUGCACUCAUUUUUGUUUAAAAAAAAAGCAAUCAUUCCAUCAAAUCUACUUCUAAAUCAUAGUAAGUGGUACUAACAAAAUAAAUAAUAAUUUAAUAGCCUUAGAAAUAAAUGAAUAUAUACUUAUACAGGUCAAAGAAACUUGGUAGGAGUGAGUUGCCUUUUUAUCUACUAAUGUUGGCUUCAGAAACACUCAAAUUUUUUUUCAGCUGUUGGGCAUUUGGAGAUACUUACAACUAACCAGUUGUCUUCAACAGUGUUUUGCUCCCAGGCUUACCCCACCAUCACCCUCACCACACAUCCUGCCAAAAUCCAACAACAGAAAAAUAUUUAAUAUUGAAUAGCCAAUAGCCUAAAGCAAAGCACAAGCUAAAAAUGUACAUGCAGAGAUAAUCAGUGUAAACCCAACCAUGUUGUAUACCUGAGCAGAAAACAUGGACGUAUAGAAUGCCUUCAUUCAUAGACUCAAGAUUAAGAUCAAAUUAGCAUAUAUCACUAAAACAUAAGACAGAGGAUACUACAAGAAGUGAUACAGAUCAUGGUUGAUUUCUCUUACCCUCGCUCCUGUUUCAGCCAAAUGUGUCUGGUUUCUAGCCACCUUUUCGCCAUAAAUUGGAUCAUGUUUCAAAUGGCUAAAAGUAUAUUACACACGUGGCUCAAAUGAGUAAACCCAAUAUACAAAAGUGUGGAUUUUCUAAAGAACUAAGAUAAAGGAUUACUUAUUAUCUGUAACUAAUGUAUUAGCCAUUCUAGGAGUUAUUUGUUGCUUUAAGUAUUAGCUCUCCUACUGCAGUCAAAACAACAUACUUACUAAAUUUAAUUACACACAACUUUUCAAGAAUUCACCUUUUAUUUAAAGGGAAGUACCUCACUACUUUAUCUACAAUAAAAACCGAAGGUAUUGGCUUUCUCUAUUCGAAGUAAAUUACAGAUUCAACAGGGAGUCAUACAUCAGUAAUAGCAGUGUAACAAAAAUGAAAAAGUACUUCCUAUCCAUGUGCAAAUGUCACAAAAAUGUUUUUGCCAUAAAACCUAAGUGUAAUUUAGCAGACCACAGUGCUCUGAAGAUGGAUCACUGAUGACGUACCAUUUGUACAUAGGUAAUACACAUGUAAAUCACUAAAUAUUAAGUAUAAGAAGUAUGUUUUUAUCUUUUUUAACAAAAAAAGUGACUCCCCGUCUCAUUCUGUUCUGUUGUAUUGUGUCCAAAAGUUGUGUGUAAUUUUUUUAAGGUCCAGGAAAUGUAGAGAAAUUUGUUGGAAUAUCUGAAUUUCUGUAAAAAAUAAUAAUAAAAAGAUUUUGUUACUUAAAA
This is a messenger RNA of Trichechus manatus latirostris (Florida manatee), 3094 nucleotides long. It is a transcript of the gene LHFPL3, whose product is annotated as LHFPL tetraspan subfamily member 3. Gene Ontology annotation, biological process: sensory perception of sound. The coding region runs from base 95 to 793 and encodes 232 amino acids. The transcript has 3 exons. NCBI's taxonomy places the organism in Eukaryota, Metazoa, Chordata, Mammalia, Sirenia, Trichechidae. Gene Ontology annotation, cellular component: plasma membrane. The record is from RefSeq and is a predicted model, not a curated record.